Messenger RNA from Vollenhovia emeryi, 900 nucleotides. RefSeq lists its product as uncharacterized. The transcript has a single exon. NCBI's taxonomy places the organism in Eukaryota, Metazoa, Arthropoda, Insecta, Hymenoptera, Formicidae. The record is from RefSeq and is a predicted model, not a curated record. The coding region runs from base 1 to 900 and encodes 299 amino acids.
AUGGAACCUGCUGCUAUGGUGAAAAUUUUUGAACGAGCCGAGGCAUUACACGAUACUCGCUACGUAAAUUACAUUGGCUACGGCGACUCCAAAACAUAUAAUAAGAUAGUCGAGAGUGUUUCAUAUGAAGUGAAAAAGAAGGAGUGUGUUAAUCACGUCCAAAAGAGAAUGGGCACGCGGUUGCGGAAUUGUAAAAAGGCGAACAAAGGACUCGGAGGUAAAGGGAAGCUUACAGAUAAGUUAAUAAAAGAUCUAACUUUAUACUAUGGACUCGCCAUUCGGCGCAAUAGUGACUCACUGGAUAAUAUGAAAAAAGCUGUGUGGGCAACUUUUUAUCAUAAGUGCUCCACUGACGAAAAUCCGCAACACGAUUACUGCCCGGAGGGCGCUGAGUCGUGGUGUACUUGGCAAAAAGCUCGCGCGCUCGGUGCUUGUACGCUUCGUUCAUACAAGCACGAAGCAGCACUACCAACAAAUGUUGCGAAGGCAAUCAAGCCAAUUUACGCUGACCUCAGUCGAGAUGACUUACUCGAAAGAUGUUUGGGAGCGUUUAACCAAAACAGUAACGAGAGUUUAAAUUCGGUGAUUUGGAAGUUUGCUCCGAAAAGUGGUUUUUGCGGGUCCCAAAUAGUCAAAACAGCCGCUAAUUUGGCGACCAUAAUAUUUAACGAUGGUCACGUGGCUCUUUUAGAUGUUGCCGAAUACUUGGACAUGUCCAUAGGCGAAAAACUUUUCAAUUACUGCCAUGAAAUCGACCAAAAACGAAUGCAGUACGCCGAUCACGUCUCAGCGGCGAACACGCGCGAAGGACGCUUGAGUGCCAGAAAACUAGCUGAGGACGACGGGAUGGCAUCAAUAGACGCAGAAGAGCUUCUGUAUGGCCCAGGGAUAGCAGACUAA